Messenger RNA from Cicer arietinum (chickpea), 448 nucleotides. RefSeq lists its product as uncharacterized. NCBI's taxonomy places the organism in Eukaryota, Viridiplantae, Streptophyta, Magnoliopsida, Fabales, Fabaceae. The record is from RefSeq and is a predicted model, not a curated record.
AAUAAAUAUUGAAAACCUAAAUCAUUCACUUAACUCAUAUUCCUUCAAUUAUAGUCUUAUUUUUUAUUCGGAUCCGAAUACAACCCGACCCGACAUUGUAUCAUUGUUACCGAAUUGAAAGAUGAUAUUAGUGGCGAUCGUAGCGGAGGUGCUGGAGGAGUACACGGCGUUGUUGUCAAGAGUGGUGGAGCAGGUGUUCCGUUCUGCCCCUGUACCUCGAAGGGUUCGUUUUCUAAUCCUCCGUAGCCUUCCCUUUGUUUCGAAUCAACCUAGGAGGAUUCAAAUUCAAUCCCAUUAGUUCCUUUUUUUUGUUUUCAUUUUUCAAUUUUGCGUGCCUUUGUUCCAUACCCUACUUCGUGUAAAUUUUGGGUGUUUUCUGUAACCGCAGAUGAUAAAAUAGUACUUUUUUUUUUAUUAAUGGUAUAAUAGUAUUCUCUUUGACUUAAAA